Molecule: messenger RNA, 537 nt
Organism: Acanthosepion pharaonis
Lineage: Eukaryota; Metazoa; Mollusca; Cephalopoda; Sepiida; Sepiidae
Source: the annotation of a GenBank genome assembly
AUGACAGCAAAGGAAUAUUGCUCCUGCACAUUCAGUUCUUUUUUUCUUUAUUUUCUCUCUUGUUUUCUCUUUUUUUAUGUUAGCUUAUUUUUCUUGCUAUGUUUUAUUUUACUUUGGCUUUGCUUCUUCUUUUUCAUUCUCUUUUCUCUUAUCUCAGUUGCGUUCUUGUUCAUCAUUUUGUCGUCAAGUUUAAUUCCGCCCUCGUCAUUCUUUCCAACUGUUAUUUUCUUAACAUAUUUCGUCUUUCUUUUAGUUUAUUACUUUUUCGGUAGACAUCUCUUUUUCUUCUUUUUCUUUUAUUUCCAUUCUCUCUUCUCUUUUGUUCUCUUUUCCUUGUUCUUUUUAAAUAUUCCUCACCUCUUCUUUCUUUCCGUCAAUAAACUUUUAAACAGAUUCUUCUCACGUGAAUUCUUCUCCCUCCUCCGCAUCCUGAUCCUCCUUCGCACCCUUAUUCUUCCUCCUCCUCCUCCUCCUCCUUCUACUUCUUCUGCUUCUUCCUCCACCUCCUUCCUUCUCUUUCUUCUUCCUUCUAUAUAA